UGAGCGUGUGUGUGUGUGUGUGCAGGUGAGAUCAUGAGGCUGACGGUCAUCAGAGCAGAUGAUGGUCAGCUGGGCUUCAGUGUGCGUGGAGGAUCUGAACACGGACUCCACGUCUUCAUCAGCAGAGUGCAGAAAAACAGCGCCGCAGAGCUGGCGGGUCUGUGUGUCGGGGAUAAGCUGCUGGAGGUGAACGGCGUGAGUCUGGAGAACAUCAGUAUGAGCAGCGCUGUGAAUGUGUUGACGGGUCACACUCGUCUCCAUCUGCUCAUCCAGCGUGUGGGACUCGUGCCUGGCCUUCGUUACACUAACGAGAAGACCACCUGGGUGGAUCUGAUCCAUCGGCGGAUGGUGGUGGAGGAGUCGGACGCUCCCGUCUCAGAUGGAGCGCUGUGUCGGACGGUUCACCUCCAUCUCUCUGAACACCAGUCCUGUCUGGGACUCAACAUCCGCGGAGGACGAGAAUACAGCCUGGGCAUCUACAUCUCCAAGCUGGAUCCCGGGGGUCUGGCAGAACAGGGCGGAGUUAAGAUAGGGGAUCAGAUCCUGUCGGCCAAUGGCGUGAGCUUUGAGAACAUCGACCAUUACAGAGCAGUGGAAGUGCUGAAGAGUCAGCCUCAUGUCAUGCUGACUAUUAAAGAAGCAGGCAGAUAUCCAGCCUACAAAGAAAUGGUGACAGAACUCAGCUGGGUGAAUAAAAGCAGCGGACCCAUCUAUUCGUCCUCUCAAGGGUCGGAGUCUCUCUCAUCCGCCUCCUCUCUGUCCUCCGGGACCCCCCUCGGCUCCGUCAGCAGACUCUCUCAAGCCACACUUCCUGUUAGCCUGCCUUUAAGAGCCAAAAUGGCGGACGUCUGUGGCUCCACCGAGGCCCAGUUUCAUCCAGAUUCCACUGAUAGUGACAGUCGUUCGGAGCAGCUGCGGACCGUGAGCCGAGGACCCACAGAACUGCUGCAGGACUCCAGGAUCCGGAGCGAAGGAGAGUCGGGAGAGAGAAGACGGGGAGACAGGAAAACAUCUCUGCUGUCAGCUUUCAGUCGAGCGAGUCCUUCGAUACGCCGAACUCGAAGUCAUGUGACUGUGUCAGAAGAGGAGAAGAAACAGAAGAGGAAGCAGACAGAAAGAGGAGAAGAGGGAAGCAGUCCGCUGCAGCGCUCCAAAACCUUCUUCAGUCUGUUUCGAAGGAGAGAUUCCUCAAGAUCACGCUCCAGAUCUCCGUCCCGCUCAGAGAGCAUUCUGGGUAAUAUUAGACAUCAAAAUCUGAAACAGCACUGCGUCUGUCUUUCAUGCAGUUUAUCUGAGAGGGACGCUCUAAAUCAGGUGCGAGCGAUGGCCCUCAGAUUACUGGAGGAUGAAGAUGUGCUCAUGCUUAUGGACAUCUGUGAGCGGUAUUUAUCAGAGCGAGGGCUGACGACGCUCGUGCAUGCGCUGCUAGCCGUCCUGAACACGCCAGAGAAGCUCCUUCUGCUCCGAGAGAUCAGAUCUCUCGUGUCCUCCAGCGAUCUUCUGCUCUUCAACAGCAUGGUGUCUCCAUCCGAAGAAGAGGCUUAUGAUAUUCUGAAGAGUCGCUCACGCAGAAGUUCUCCUCAGUCAGGCCACGCCCCCCUCGUCACACCUGCACCAGAUCGGCACGGUGGAUUGGAGCUUCAUGCCGCGGAGGAUCUUGAGAGACAGAAUCAGCUUCUGGAAGGUCUUGAGCAGCUGCGUCUGUCCUGCGGUCAAGACCAGAACGAGUCCAGAGGCUUCAGCCCGUUACUGGACGUUCCUGUGGACACCUACGGUCAUUCAGACUCAUUAACCUCCUCCAGGACGUCUGCGCUGCUUCCCAACUGGCUGCUGACGGAGAACACGCGUCCAGACUCUGGACAAACGCUGGACGACGCUCUCAGCCGCAGCAUCACUGUAGUGGACGCGCCUCGACACAAGAGACCGCUGCUCUCACAGGUCUUCGGUUCCCUGAAGAAGUGCCAUAGUUCGACCGUGUCACCUGGGCUGGAGGCUGUAUGUGAGAAACACACCUGUGAAGAGUUUGAGCUCAGCACUGUCCACAUCAGCAAAACCAAGCAGUCUCUGGGGAUCAGUGUAUCCGGAGGAUCAGAGUCGAAGGUUCAGCCCGUGGUGAAGAUCGAGAGGAUUUUCCCAGGAGGAGCUGCAUCUGCUAGCGAUGCUCUGCGGGCUGGUUUUGAGCUGGUGUCGGUGGAUGGUGUCUCUCUGCAGGCCGUCACCCAUCAGGACGCUGUGGAGAUCAUUCGACAGGCCUUCAGUAAUAAGAGCAUCAACCCCAUGGAGCUCGUGGUCAAAGUUCCCAGAGAGCCCAGAGUCUCAGCGUACGUAUGAUCUCAGGAUCAACUACACCUCACAUCUG
This is a messenger RNA of Carassius carassius (crucian carp), 2359 nucleotides long. It is a transcript of the gene pdzd7b, whose product is annotated as PDZ domain containing 7b. The record is from RefSeq and is a predicted model, not a curated record. Gene Ontology annotation, biological process: sensory perception of sound; auditory receptor cell stereocilium organization. The transcript is spliced from 14 exons. Lineage: Eukaryota; Metazoa; Chordata; Actinopteri; Cypriniformes; Cyprinidae. Gene Ontology annotation, molecular function: protein binding. Bases 34 to 2331 code for a protein of 765 amino acids. Gene Ontology annotation, cellular component: plasma membrane; stereocilia ankle link complex; cilium.